AAAGGUUAACUUGAGAGCUGAAUUUGGGCAGUCCAAAUAUCACGGGUUGACUUCCGACGACUUUUGCUUGCAGGUUCCGCCCCUCGAUGCGGUCUUAGCUUUCUUAGGUUUAAGUGGCGGGUGCAUGCAGACCGGUGGGCCAAUCCCGAUUCUCUUGAGGCGCCCCAGCCGGCGCCGUUGCUAUUGGCUGGAGCUCUAAAAAAAACUAGAGCGGAGGUGGGUGGGGGAGGUACCUCGGUUGCUAAUAACAACGGAGGCGUCGCCGUAACUGACGUAAACCACUCGCUUCGCAUUAAGUCCCGACUAAGCUCCAAUAUUUCCUCUGGUCCUCCUCCCCUCCCCAUCCCUAUCCCAAUCCCUUGGAUCCCCACCCCCUUCCCACCCCUAAGUCAUCGGUUACAGGAGGGGGCUGGGCAGCUUUCUCCUUCCCGCCGGCCAGCUCUAAGCUCUAGUGCUUCUCCCAUCAGGUACUUAGGUCGUUCAGCCAGCGUCGAUUUAGGAAAAAGGACGGAAGCCUACCGCUUCCCCUGGGCUGCGCAUCACCUCCUGAGACUGCUGAUUAAUUGAAUAUUCUAUACUGGCAUUUGACUUUUUCCAGAAAGACCAAAUAUGCCAACAGUGGAAAGUGAAGCAAAGGCAAAAACCAAAGUCCGUUUUGAAGAAUUCUUUAGGAGUCAUGCUAAUUUAGUAGCUGAUAAAAAGAAACCCAAGAAGAAAGUUGUUAAAUCUGAAGAAAACAUUUUGCUUGAUACCUUACGGAGUAAUCAUGAUCUUACCAAAGAAACAAGAAGUGCUGAGGCAAUUAUCAACAGCACUUGUAAUCCAGAGAGGAGCCCCCGAUUCACUAAAAACAAACCAAGGGACAGAGGUUCAAUAGCUGAAAAAAUAAACAGUGAUGAUUUUGCUUUAGAACAAAACCAGCAAGUAAAGCCCAAUAAGAAGAAGAAGAAAUCAGUGCUACAAGACCAGUCUAAUAAAGAAGAAAAUACAGAAGAAGUGGAACCAGGUAGUUUUGAAAGAAAGAUUAAUCAAUCUCCAAGAAAAACAAAAAAUAAAUCAUCAUCAGAUACAUCUCUUCAAAAAAGUAAAAAGACAAAAAAUGCCUCAAAUGAAAUGAGAGACACAACUGAAUUAGAUGAGGAAGAACAGCUAAUAAAAGCAUAUGAACUCCAAGUAGCUGAAGAAGCAGCUAAUGCAAUUAGGAAGAAAAUAAGAAUGAAGCUUAAGGAACAGAUGUCUCAUUUAGUAUCUGAUAAUCAAAGCCAAGAAGAAAUAUUGAACAGUGAAGUGGAAAAAAAUAAGAAAAAGAAAAAAGUUCCAGAUAUGCUUGAAAAAGAAACAAGUGUGGCGUCCCUUGCUGAGCUGCAACAUAACGUAGAUGAAGAAAAUAUCAAAAAGAAGAAAUCAUCUGAUGAUGUACUUACUUCAGAUUUUACUCAAGGGAAUGAAAUCAAGGCAGAAGAUCAAAUUGUUGAGGAAAAUGUGGAAUGGCCAAAAGCUAAAACAAGAAAGACAAAAAAGAAAACUAAACCAGUUUCUGAAGACAAUGAAGAAAGUGGUAUUGAUAAUGUCCAAGAAACCUCAAGCCCAGAAGUUUCAAGUCAGUCCAACAUGGGGUUUGAUGAUACCCUUGUUUUGGGAGUUUAUGUCCAUCGAACUGAUCGACUUAGAACAGAUUUUAUGAUUUCUCAUCCAAUGGUAAAAAUUCAUGUGAUUGAUCAGAAUACUGGCCUGUAUGUCAAGAAAGAGCACAGAAACCGAGCAGUUUCAUCUUUUUAUGAACAAGAGAGAGUAGAGAAUGUACUUCCUAUUAUGACCCAGCCUUAUGAUUUCAAACAUUUUAAGUCAAGACUUCCAGAAUGGGAAGAACAAAUUGUAUUUAAUGAACGAUUUAGUUAUUUCCUCCAAGUAUCUGAAGAAAGCCCUAGAGUAAUUCUAUUUUUUGAGAUUCUUGAUUUCUUAAGCAUGGAUGAAGCCAAGGCCAACUCUGAGGUUCAAGUCCAGGAAAGUGGUUUUCGCAAAAUUGCAUGGGCAUUUCUCAAGCUUGUGGGGGCCAAUGGAGUUUUGAAUAUUAAUGGGAAACUCCGUCUUCAAUUAUAUUGUCCACCACCUAGGAUUAGAUCACAGUUAAAUGUCGUUGAGGUUUUUGAAUGGUGGUCAAAAUGUCCAAGGAUUCGUUAUCCAUCAACAUUAUAUGUAACCAUAAAAGGUCUGAAACUUCCUGAUCAUGUAGAUCCUUCUUUUCGUUCUAUGAUGGCACUUCAGCAGGAACAAGGUAGUACAUCAUAUUGUGAACUUCAAAAGGAGACAAGUAAAAGAGGUAAUGAACCAGUUGUAGAAGAAAAAGAAAUAAUAAAGUGGUCAAAGUUGCCUGGACAGGUUUGCCGUAUCCCAAACAAGCACCUGUUUUCACUGCAUACAGGAGACCGAGGAUGUUUUUGUAUAAAUUUCUCCCAGAAUGGAAGAAUGUUAGCAGCAGCAUGUGCAGGCCAUGAUGGGUAUCCCGUUAUUUUAUAUGAAAUCCCUUCGGGACAUUACUUGAGAGAAUUUUGUGGUCACCUCAAUAUUGUUUAUGAUCUUUGCUGGUCAAAAGAUGAUCAGCAUCUCCUUACUGCAUCCUCUGAUAGUACCGUCAGAAUGUGGAAAAUUGAAAGCCAAAGUAGAUCUGCUAUAAAGGUUUUCCCUCAUCCAUCAUUUGUCUAUACAGCCAAAUUCCACCCAGUUGCAGGAUACUUGGUAGUUACAGGAUGUUAUGAUUCUGUGAUAAGAGUAUGGAAUGGAAAAGUGAAAGAAGUUCAUGGUCAGUUAUUACAAGAAUUUGAUGGCCACAAAAGUUUUAUCAACUCUCUCUGUUUUGACACUGAAGGACUUCAUAUGUAUUCAGGAGACAGUUUAGGAUUGAUUAUUGUUUGGAAUACUUUGGUCAGAGAAAAUGAACAACAUCCAGUUCGACUUUGGAACAUAAAUAAGGAAAUUAGAGAAAAUGAUAUUAAAGGGAUUCCAAUAAGUCAUUUAGAAGUUCAUCCAAAUGGAAGACGUUUGUUAAUUCAUGCCAAAGAUAGUACUUUGAGAAUUAUGGAUCUCCGAAUGUUAUCAACAAGAAAGUAUGUAGGUGCUGCAAACUACAGAGAGAAGAUUCAUAGUACUUUAACACCAUGUGGGACUUUUCUCUUUGCUGGAAGUGAGGAUGGCAUAGCCUAUGUUUGGAACCCAGAAACAGGAGACCAAGUUGCAAUGUAUUCUGACCUUUCAUUUACCUCACCUCUUCGAGACGUUGCUUUUCAUCCACAUGAACACAUGGUGGCAUUUUGUGCAUUUGGUCAAAAUGAGCCAAUAUUGGUCUAUAUUUAUGAUUACAAAGUCGCACAGCAGCAGGCUGAAAUGGUCAAAGAUUUCAAUGGAUCACUCACUACUACUGGAACACAUAGAAAUCCACUGAUUUUUAACAAUUCUUCAGCAGCGCAAGAUACAGUGGUAUCUGCCACUGAUCAUUUUGUCAUUGAUGCUACAAUGUCUAUGAGAAUGAAGAAAGUGAAAAAGAAACUUGAAACAGUCACGGACAGCUCAAAUCUCUUGCUUCCUGCUCCAUCAUUGUUCUCACCACAUUCUAAGUUCAGGCUGUCAGACACAAUGGGCACUCAUCUGAUCCCUCAGCAUCCUUUCACUACACAGAGUGGAGCUUUCAGCCCAGUAGGAAAAUCUACACAAAUACCAUCAAGCACACUGCAAAUGAAUGAUGAUUCUUCAAUAUUAUUACCUAAAAGAAUAAGAACAGAUAGUUCAUUGCCAGGUCCAGAGACAGUAGUGGCUCUUUAUGACUACACAGCGCAUCGAUCAGAUGAGCUAACCAUCCAUCGAAGUGACAUUAUCCAAGUGUUGUACAAAGAUAAUGAUAACUGGUGGUUUGGCAGCCUCACAAAUGGACAACAAGGUUAUUUUCCAGCUAAUUAUGUGGCUGGUGAAAAACAAUAUAAGUCAUCAGAGAUAGUACAAGAAUCUUCUUCCUAUUUCUCCACUAAACAAAUUGAAGAAGAAAAGAGAUCUCUAACUCCACAAGAGAUGUCAAAGGUUCUCAGCAAGACUCAGGAUCUUAAAUUGUCUGACACACAUUUAGAUUCACCUGCAAUACAAGAAAUAAAAAAGAAGAAGAAAAGACUUCCAAAGAAUGAGAUGAUAGGAUCCAAACUAAAUGAAGUGACUUUUCAUCCUGCAGAAGUUCCAGGUGUGAAUGCUGAGAGAGAAGGUGAAUCUGGACUUGUUCUUAGAGCAGAAGCAAAGAAGAACCCCAAAAGAACUCUAAUGCCCUCAGAUAUGGCCAAGGAAAUGAAUGUAGCCUUGGAGUCUGACAGUUUAAAGCCUAUGUAAUAAUGGUAGUCCAACUCUUGGUACUUAUUAAGUGAUUGCAUCAUGAUUGCUCCCGUUAGUGAAACAAUAAAGAUAAUAUCUCUGCUGUUCACCAGACACAAAGGGGGGAAAAAAUACACAAUUUAUAUUGAUAGGGUAUAUGUUACUUAACAAUUCUAUAAAUUUGCACAUGUGUAAUAUGCCAAUUUGUAAGAUUCAUCAGAAACUGUGAUAAGUCUACUUUGGAAUUUAACUUUUUUUUUUUUUAAUAAAUAAUACUUUUCUAGAAUUGUGUGUUUGGACUUCCUAAGGAAUUAUCAAAUCUUAAAACAAGAAAACUAUUGAAAGGAAAUGUGUACCUUUGAGUGUUAUGGUUUUAUAUUUGUUUUAAAUGAAACUAUGUUUACUUUGUAAAUACAAACUAAAAAUUGUCACAUUCAUUUGUUUUGGCUAACCUUGCAAUAAUGUAGACUAAUUCAAUUGAAAAUGUUUCAUAUUCAAGUGUAUGAAGGCUAUAUAGACAUAGAAUGUCAAAUGACAUUGAUUUUAACCUCAAUAUUUCUUUUAUUGCAUUAUUACUUGUAAGAACAAUUUAAUAUCAUUAAAUGUUUUAUUUUGUUA
This is a messenger RNA of Antechinus flavipes (yellow-footed antechinus), 4965 nucleotides long. RefSeq names its product Abelson helper integration site 1 (gene AHI1). Bases 610 to 4365 code for a protein of 1251 amino acids. The record is from RefSeq and is a predicted model, not a curated record. Gene Ontology annotation, cellular component: ciliary basal body. Gene Ontology annotation, molecular function: protein binding. Lineage: Eukaryota; Metazoa; Chordata; Mammalia; Dasyuromorphia; Dasyuridae. Gene Ontology annotation, biological process: motile cilium assembly. The transcript has 25 exons.